AUGCACUUCCCCCUCGCUACCGCCGUCCUCGCCGCCUGCGUGGCCGCCAAAUUCAAUGUCCCCAGCGCCGCCUGCGACGAAGAUAACCGCAAAAUCUGCUACGGCAAGGAUGGCGGCGUUUCGCAGGACCUGACGCUGGACGAUGUCCAGUAUGUCGCUGACCACCUGCGCUACUUGGCUCAAACGGGCCAACAGCUGUUCUUUAACAUGCCCAAGAGCGACACCUGCGGCGAGUGGGCGCUGCCUGUUCCUCGCUCGGGUUCUGUGCUUGCUCUGGCGAAGCAUAUUGCGCCCAGAGUCAAUUCGACUGUCCUCCUUGAAGAUCUCGCUCGUGCUGUGGAUGGAGGCGAGAAUGCCAAAGAGGAGCAGCGUGCAAAGGCCCUCAUCGGUUGUGGCAAGAAUGGCGGUCAGGUUGCCGUGACGCCAAGCGGCAAAGAUGCUCGUUACGAGUCGGACUGGUACAAGGCUAGCGGUGCUGAGCCGCGAGGCAUUAUUAUCAAGUUGGUCAAGGCACCUUCUUCUUAA
This is a messenger RNA of [Torrubiella] hemipterigena, 525 nucleotides long. The record is from the annotation of a GenBank genome assembly. Lineage: Eukaryota; Fungi; Ascomycota; Sordariomycetes; Hypocreales; Clavicipitaceae.